AUGCUGGGUACAUCACGUUUAACUCAUCUUGGAGUUAAUGGACCAUUCAGUAGUCUUGGACCUGUUUCCAGUCAUGUCGAUGCAGCAGCCUUGGACAAUAGUGCACGUAUAUCUCCAGAUAAUAAUCUGGAUUUUUAUGCUUAUUCACAAGCGGCACCAUAUAGUAUGCAACAAUUGACUGAUGAUGAUCUAUUAAUAAGUGGUUCGAAUCAUCAUGAAGAAAAAGAACGUACAGUACCACCUGAUAUGUCAUCGGUCCGGCAAGCUCGACCUGAUUUUGCAUAUUUUAUGAGUGAUGAAUUGAGAGCUGAACUACUCAGGCGUAAUCAGAUGUUAACUGCAUGUGCAAAUCUUGAUGUAGCAGCAGCUAUGCCAGAACGAGUAGGUGAUUAUUAUAACUUAAUGCCACUUGAUAGUAGUCAAGCAAAUGUUCCGCAUAAAUCACGAACUUUUCGUUAUCAAACAAUAAGUUAUAAAGCAACACAUAUUCGAACAAAUGCUAUAUGUUAUUUAAAACGAAUAAUGGGUUGUAAAUUACCAACAGUCCGUUUAUAUGAAGUUGUUGAAACAUGGAAAAAAAUAAUUCAUGCUAAUAUUGCACAAUUACGUGAAGUUUUUCUAACAAAAGAUUUUAAUGAUGAUCAACCUUCUAUCGUUUUUGUUUAUGAUUUUAUACCAUGUUGUGAAACAUUACAAAAACGUCAUUUCAGUUCAAACAAUAAUCUAUUAAAAGGUUGGUCAAAUCCGUAUAAUAUAUCUGGUGAAGAUCGUCCAUUUAGUGCAGGAAAAGGAACUAAUCAAACAGGUUUAUUAGCUGAAGCACUUAUUUGGGAAUAUGUUGUACAGAUAUCAUCAUUAAUUCGAACAUUACAUGCACCAUCACUUUCUUGUCGCUGUUUACAUUUGUCAAGAAUACUUGUUGAUGGAGAUUCAAAAGCAGGACGUGCAAAAUCUAGGUAUUAA
Messenger RNA from Rotaria sp. Silwood2, 963 nucleotides. The record is from the annotation of a GenBank genome assembly. NCBI's taxonomy places the organism in Eukaryota, Metazoa, Rotifera, Eurotatoria, Philodinida, Philodinidae.